Molecule: messenger RNA, 5087 nt
Organism: Rhopilema esculentum
Lineage: Eukaryota; Metazoa; Cnidaria; Scyphozoa; Rhizostomeae; Rhizostomatidae
Product: putative RNA-binding protein 46
Molecular function (GO): RNA binding
Source: RefSeq, a predicted model, not a curated record
AGAGUUGACUUUAGACAGCAAGUCAGUUGUCAGGGUUGGUAUUAAGAAUCUCCGCGUGUUGAUACGGCUGCAGAAAACACAGAACAGAGGCACGGGAAAGAUUACAAGAAAUAUGGUUGUUAAAGUGUCUACAGAUAGCGACUCCGAUCAAGAUAUGUCAUCGUUGAAGGGAGAGCAAGUGGAAAGAACAGGCAAGGACGCUGUUGCCGGUGCCCCGAAUGAAAAAGCUCUUCUUGAGUUGAUGGAGCAAACUGGUUAUCCAAUGACGCAGAAUAACGGACAACGGCGGUUUGGCCCACCGUCGAAUUUCGUUGGACCAACUCCCACACGUGGAUGUGAAGUUUUCGUUGGCAAAUUACCACGAGAUUGCUUCGAAGAUGAGCUAGUUCCAGUAUUUGAAACUGUAGGGAAAGUUUAUGAAAUGCGUUUGAUGAUGGACUUCAACGGUCAAAACAGAGGGUAUGCCUUUGUCGUAUAUUUCACGAAAAAAGACGCUCAAAAGGCCGUUAGAACUCUAAACAACCAUGAAAUUAGAAAAGGCAGAUUACUUGGUGUCUGUCAGUCUGUUGAUAAUUGCCGACUUUUCGUUGGUGGAAUACCGAAGAAAGUGAAAAGAAAUGAAAUUUUGGACGAAAUAUCCAAAGUUACUGAUCAUGUUAUUGAUGUAAUUGUUUACCCAUCUGCAACAGACAAGACGAAGAACCGAGGUUUUGCCUUCGUUGAAUUCGAAAAUCACAGAGCUGCAGCCAUGGCAAGGCGAAAGUUAAUGAGUGGAAGAAUACAGCUAUGGGGGCAUCCAAUUGCUGUUGACUGGGCAGAGCCCGAACAAGACGUCGACGAAGAGAUUAUGGAGCAGGUGAAGGUAUUAUAUGUGCGAAAUUUGCUGCUAGACACGACGGAAGAUACGAUUGAAGAAAUAUUUGGACAAUAUGCUGAAGUUGAAAGAGUCAAGAAAAUCAAGGAUUACUGUUUCGUGCAUUUUGCGACAAGAGAAGGAGCCAGGAAAGCGCUUCAGGCCAUGCAAGGUCGCAAGAUCGACGAUGCAGAUGUCGAAGUUACGCUUGCGAAACCAGUCGAUAAGGAGCAUUACAGGCAACAACGGGCAUUGUCAAAGCUCCUGCAAAUGGCACAAAAUUACCAGAACUAUUCGGUGGUACCAGAAAUGCCUGCAUCUCCCUAUGCAUUUGGGGGUCAAUACCCUUCAGGCAUGGUGUACCCACCCGGAUAUGCCCAAAGGAGCCCAGUUGGCGUCAGGCCCGUAAUGCGGGGCCGUGGUAGAACGGCAGCCGGAUCAAGAUCCGCAGGCGGUCGGGCCUAUCUUCUGAAUGGAUUUUUACCAUCACUUACCCCAGUUUCUCCGGGCUAUGUCAAUGGUCCUAAUUACCGGAUUCGAAGGCGUCAGGAUGGUUUGUAUGAUUUGAUACCUGGCAUGGAGUUGACACCCACAAAUCCUUUGACUUUGAAACCAGAAACAAAUCGUUCACCAAUCCAGCUGCUUGAGGAACUAUGCCAGAAGAACAAUUGGGGAACGCCCAUUUACACUCUCCACAGCACUGUCAUUAGUGACGGCCAGCUCUUCCUGUAUAAGGUCACCUUGCCUCUUCUUGGCACCACGUACCAGCCUCCCAAGUUGUGUCGCACUUUGGAAGAUGCAAAAAGAUAUGCUGCAGAGUAUACAAUAAGCCAACUUGGUGAAUCAAGUACUUCUCCACAGCUUUCCCCCGUGGUAACCACUGCUCCUUACCAAGUUCGUGCUAUUGCACCAGGUCUUGCAGCUGUAACCACCUCAAGACCAAAUGACGGCAAUUAUCCAGCAGGUUAUGCACCAAUUACAACUGCACAGACAAUGGUAGCCAAAGUCUCGUGGCCCGCAGGAAUGCCCGCAGGACACGAGGGAGUAUUUGGAAAUUUUGAGUAUCCAGAGCAAGCUGCAUACGCAACACAGAAUGUCUAUUCGCCUUACUGAGGUAAUAUUUAUGCGUUCUUAAAUUCUCAAGGACAUUAUUUGAAUUUUUUAUAUAACUACUCCAAAGGGAUGUAUGUUUUAGUGUAAAGAUAUGCAUUUGCAUUUGAUAAUGGAGACAUUGUUACGUGGCAAGUCCAGAUUUACAUUGAUAAUUUUACUUUGUGUUUGUUUUGCCAUUUGAAAACGGGGGGAAUUUAUUGUUGAUGCUUGUUGAGAAAUAUAUUUACGUAUUUGGUCUAUUGACCCAUUGAUGUUAUCUUCCUCAACGGUAUUGAAGAAUUGGCAAGAGUACCUUCAGUUUCAGCAUAAUUCAAGAAGAUACAGUCAGCUUAUGAGCUGAUUCUAAAACCAUCCUUGUACUUAAUUAUAAACUGAUAAGUGAAUUAAAACUUAACUAGUUACUUGAUCUUCUGGGUCUGGAUCUUCUCGUUUUGAAUGGCACUGCAACCAAGAGGAUCCUUUUUGUACUUAUCAGUGAGGCAAUAUUAUAUACAUUUAGCUCAUUUUGUCUUGGGAGCCUAUUUUGCUAUGUUGUAUAGCCAAAUAGGUUGAGAGAAUUAGCCGUUAGAGUAAACAAGACAGGAUUAACCUCCAUUGAAACUGUAGUAUUAUUACAUUGCCAAGAUGUUGAAUUUCAUUCAUUUGGAGUUUAUUUACCAUUUUUCUUUAUUUGUUAAAUUAUUUUAGCUUACAUUUAGGUACUAUCUACGCGUCACUCAGUGGUAUUCAAAACUUUAAUCAAAUUAAUCAGACAAAAGCCAACAAUUCAAUGCUUUUAUUUGGAUUCCCCAACUUUGUUGACCAUAUAUGCUUUUUAUGAAUCUGAUUUUCAUAUCCAGUUUCCAUCAUUUUAUACUUUAGACACAAAAUAGAAAUGCUAUAAGUAUAGCAACGGUAUCCAGUUUCCUGUAUUUCUAGUUCUCCAAGCGCUUUCUUGUGUCAAUCUCUGCCCCCUCCUUCCCCCACCCCCUGUGAUCAGUUCUUAGUCUCAUUUAUAACUCGUUUAUGUUUGUCUCUUUUGUGGUUGCCUCUUACUGGCUUUGCCUCCUUUGAAAGUGACAGUUUAGAUAGUCUAGCCUAUUUUAAUAAAUGACAAAAUAAUGCGAAUAAAUUUGAUAAGAGCUUGAACACCACUGUACUUUAUGCGUAGGUUUUUUGAGACUUUUAAACUGCGAGUCAGUUAAAAAUAUGUUGUUUAUUUCUAAGACAUUUUUGCUUGGAAUUUUGAGUGGUGAGACUCUUCGUUAUUAGACUUUUGAGAUAUUUUAUUACAUAGUUUAUAAACUGCAGAGUUUUUCUUGACAAUGUUUGGCCGUAUUAUAGUGUAUAAGAUUUGUAGUUGAUACCAAGGACAAAUAGCCCACAAAUUGGCAAAAUGUACUGUGAUUUUUACAAUUUUACGUAGCUGUCGUCUGGAGGGUAUGCUAGGCCACUAGAUUGGGGAAUUUUUAUCCGUUUCUAUGAUUAUGAUGCUAAUUGAUUCCAUAAUCUAAAUAGUAUGUUGUGCACAACGAGUGAAAAAGAAAUUUUUACGUCAGGUUAAUUUUAGAGCUAAAUUACAAUCCCCAUUGCUAGAAACCUCAUUUUUAAAAUUCCUGAUAACCCGAACUGUUAAUGCAUUCACUGCAUUGUGAACUUGCAUCGAUUUUCCCAUCGACACAAUAGUAACAUAAAUGAUCCCUUCAAGUCACAAAUUGUUACAAUAAUGAUACAAAUUAUCCCAUACCCUUCCAGAUAUAACAAAAAUUCAUCAAAUUGUUUUGCCAAUUGGCUUUUGCCCUUUAUAUAUAACAUUAUUUACUUUAUAAAUUUUGAACGUAGCCGAAUUUAAAUAUUUCUCUGAAAUAUUGUGAGUUAUUCACUUUUCUUCUUGCUGGUUGAACAGCCUCAGAUAUUACCUAGAGUAUUUUCUUCAACAGCUGAUGUAUUUGUCACUUAUUGCCGUUAUUAUUGUUAAUAUUACUAUUACAUUAUUUUUCACAUAAAUCUCAGUAUCAUGGUUUAUUACGCAUCAAGUAACAUGUUCGUUCUUUGAACAUCAUACCCUUUACCAUGCUCCUCCACAAGACCCCUAUAUGACUAGACGUGCCAGGAAUUAUAUCCCUGUGCAGGUAAACAAAAGGCUCCUUGGAGGGACAUAUUGUCACCUUACUUUCAGGACUUAACUAAUUGCUAGUCUAAAAUUUUUUAGUUCUUUUUCAAAUAAAGUGUUUUCAUCCAAAGAAGUGUUUGCAUCCAAAUAACGAUUUUUUAUUCAAAUACAGUAUGCUAAUCCAAAUAUAGUGUUUUCACCCAACCUUAUUUCGAAAAUGUAUUGACUAUCCUCGUAGAAUCUUUCUUUCACAUUUGCCAUAUGCACGAGGAAACGUUACUUUCCCACGAAAAUCUUGAAAAAUAGAAAACUCAAAUACUACUAUGAAAUAUUUUUUAUUUAUUGAUAUUUGCUUUUUCUCAUUAGAAAUCCUUCGAAAAGCGAUUCGUUUGUGCUUUCCCGUAGAGUCCAUUCAAUAAUUUUUCGAUCGUCACCACUAACGCACAAAAACAGGCUCGACUUUUACUGUGUCAAAAGAGUUACCCUAUUGAAAAGCCCAGGAGAUUUUCCCCACCACCGUUUUUGCCUAAAUAGAUCAUCCGGUAUUUUUGCAAUUCACAUCACGAAAAAUCACCACACGUAAUUCAAAGAGUAUUUUUUUUUCGUUAUGCCCCACAGUUCAGCCUUUGUUAUUUGAUAUUUCAACGCUACGUGGUGUGGUUUUGUAAUUACAAAAAAACAGUGUGUUCGUCUGUUUUCUUUACUUGGAAUCCUCGUAUUCUAGCACCCCCUCUCCCUAAAAUUUUAUAGUAGAAACAGAAAUAUUUGUUUUUACACGCGUUUUGUUUACAUAGCUUUCUACUGUGUAGGCUUAAUGGAAAACUUGAUUGCUGGACAACACGUAAUAUUCCACCCCUUAAACUUUGAGUAGAUUUAUAUAGUAUUUCGUUAUUCCAAGUGUUAUUCAAGGGGGUCGUUAAGACUGAGACUUGAAAUUUUUUGCCGCUGUCGUUUAAGAGUAUGUGUAAUACGAGCUGGUUUCUAAAUAUUUUUGCUUGGGAUUUCAAAGAGAAUUGUUGUAAUAACUAA